Siniperca chuatsi (mandarin fish) is the source of this 1036-nucleotide messenger RNA. RefSeq names its product gamma-interferon-inducible lysosomal thiol reductase-like. The record is from RefSeq and is a predicted model, not a curated record. Lineage: Eukaryota; Metazoa; Chordata; Actinopteri; Centrarchiformes; Sinipercidae. The coding region runs from base 68 to 841 and encodes 257 amino acids. The transcript is spliced from 7 exons. Gene Ontology annotation, molecular function: oxidoreductase activity, acting on a sulfur group of donors, disulfide as acceptor. Gene Ontology annotation, cellular component: lysosome.
CUCUUAGGAGGAGCUCCUUCAGUCAUCUCUCCUCGGUGACUGUAGACUUUUCUCCAGAUAUCCAAACAUGAAGCUGUCAGCACUGUUGGCUGUGGUUUUACUCCUCUCUGCUGACCGGAGAAGCUCCGGGAAGUCUCACCCCAAACCGUCCUGCCGGUACCCUCCAUCUCAGUGGUGUCGGUCCCUGGAGAUAGCAAUAGAGUGCAAGGUUCAGAAGCAGUGUAUGGAGGUGAAUGCUACCAGACCAAAGCAGGAUGUUCCUCCAGUGUCUGUCACUCUGUAUUAUGAGAGUCUGUGUCCAGCCUGCAGAGUCUUCAUCACCCAGCAGCUCUUCCCCACCUGGACCAUGCUGCAGGACAUCGUGACCGUCACUCUGGUCCCCUACGGGAACGCUAAGGAGUUUCCAUCAGCGAACUCUCCCUUCACCUGUCAGCACGGAGAGCCUGAAUGCCGAGGAAACAUGAUGGAGGCCUGUAUCAUCCAUUUAGCGGGACACUCGGCAUUUCAGAUCGUCUACUGCAUGGAGUCGGCUGCAGAUGUUCUCAACGCUGCCCAGCCUUGUCUCCAGCUGUACGCUCCCUCUGUCUCCUGGUCGAGUGUUGACUCCUGUUUGAAGGGAGAUCUGGGAUACCAGCUGAUGCACGCCAACGCUGUCAUGACCAGAGCUCUGAGCCCCGCCCACACACACGUCCCCUGGGUCACCUUCAACGGGGAAUACACAGAAGAGAACGAGGACAAGGCGAUGUCGUCCCUUUUCCAUUUGGUCUGCCAACUCUACAAGGGGGUGAAGCCUCCAGCCUGCACUAGAGCCCCGGUCAGACUGAACAGAGGCUUCUGCUGAACAACUUUAAACUUUUACCUGCAGUAAAACAGCAAAUCAUAACAAAUUACCAAAUAUUACCCUCCAAAUCAUACUAACGUGUUUACUUUUUGUUGGCGUAGUUAACAAUGUGGAUGUGAAAUCGUACAGUGGGUUUUUAUGUGCCUCUUGUACUUGAUUUUGAAAGUGGAAUAAAUUCGCCUCAUCUUCACUGUA